This is a messenger RNA of Armigeres subalbatus, 1187 nucleotides long. RefSeq lists its product as uncharacterized. NCBI's taxonomy places the organism in Eukaryota, Metazoa, Arthropoda, Insecta, Diptera, Culicidae. The coding region runs from base 305 to 880 and encodes 191 amino acids. The record is from RefSeq and is a predicted model, not a curated record. The transcript is spliced from 3 exons.
AUCGUUCCUAACGUCUGGCCAAAUUGUUUACUUUUUGGUUUCCCGAGAUUUCUGAAUAUCUCAGCAUAAAAAAAAUCUCAGGAUUUCCAAAAAUACUCAACUUACUGGUUGCAUUUAGUAAAAUUAGUUAAAUAGCAUUGGUAAUAUUUCUUUUUCUGUGAUACUGGUGGGCCAGGCUGACCUCUACGCGUUGAAACAGCCGACACAUAAGCAGCCUCUGGUCCUGCCCCUUAGUGAAAUUUUCAAUCUUGUUUUUGUGCUUACGCGACCCAUCUUCCGUUUGGAUUUUGUGCAAGUUUACAGGAUGGAUCAAACACAGCGGUUCCGGACGGGUGAGCGGAUCAAUAAUAUUUCAACCAACACUUUUCAAAUUUGGGAAACGACAGUCCGUCUGGCCCGGAUUCGCACACUGAUGGAUCAUUUGUGCGCCGCCAACGAUGAAAACGAUGAACUAAUUUACUGUCUGCGAGAACCUAAUGAGCCCAUCGAUGACACUCCGGAGGAUGUUAGUAGCACUGACACCGAUCCGGACGAAGAGGACAGUUCUAUAAACUCCAUUAUCAAAGACAUCCGUUCGCGUCCGCGCACACGCGGUGCCGUCAAAAUGAUAUUCUAUAACCGUUUGGCCAUGAUCUCGGACAAAUUGGCACAGGAUAUCAAAUUCCGUUCGGAGAAUGCGGAGUUUUUCGACGAUCUCGAAUUAGUACUCAGUAGGAUGAGUGAUGAAGCAGCAGAGAUAACGAAGCGAGAGAUUAUGAAAUAUUUGGCCGAAGCCAAGGAACGACUAGCCAAGAAAGGGCGAGAACGACAGCAGAUGCUUCAGCAACAACAGCAGCAGCAACAACAACAACAAAGUUAUGGCCCAUCUAGUUCCAGCUAAGCAGGUCAUAUUUAUAGGUAACUGUAACUCUGCUUUUUACAAAUUGAAGCAGACAAUGGACGGAUUUUUUCUCCUGAUUUUAAAAGUGAUUCUACCCACGUGAAUGAAUGAAUGCUAGUUGAGGAAGGACUGCGCAAAGACAAGAAAGGCAUUCAUCAACUCGACUUUGUAAUACAUUUUGGAACACAUAAUAACGUGACAGGCGAUCGUCGAUAUAUUGUCUCAAUAAUUAUUUUCCACAAUUGUUUAUUUAUAAUUGUUUGCCAGAUUAAUUCCAAUACACAUGAUUUAUGAAAUUAAAAUUAAA